UUCCCACCCAAGAAAACAAACCAAGCCCAUCUCGCCUCGUAGCGCAAGUUAGCACUGCAUCCGUUGAAAUAAAUACUAGUGGUGUGCUUUUGAAUUGAAUAGUGCGCCGGGAAUAGACGCCACCUCCGAGAAGCGGGAUUUGCUGCUGCUUAGGGCUCUCUAUUGCAAAACAAAGGUAGAAGACGAGAGAGAGAGAGAGAGAGAGAGAGAGAGAGAGAGAGAGAGAGGUGCAUGUUAAGAGGAGGAGGAGAGAUGGUGAAUACCCGGUGCUUUUUAGACAUCAGCAUCGGUGGCGAGCUGGAAGGUCGGAUAGUCGUGGAGCUCUACAGUGACGCAGUGCCCAAAACGGCCGAAAAUUUCAGGGCUCUUUGUACGGGCGAGAAGGGUAUUGGCCCCAACACCGGCUUUCCCCUCCAUUACAAGGGCGUCUGCUUUCAUCGUGUUAUCAAAGGUUUCAUGAUACAAGGCGGUGACAUAUCUGCUGGUGAUGGCACAGGGGGAGAGUCUAUCUAUGGGUUGAAAUUCGAGGAUGAGAAUUUCGAAUUAAAACAUGAAAGGAAAGGAAUGCUAUCAAUGGCUAAUUCUGGAACUGAUACCAAUGGGUCUCAGUUUUUUAUUACUACUACUCGGAUGUCUCAUCUUGAUGGGAAGCAUGUUGUGUUUGGAAAGGUAAUUAAAGGCAUGGGAGUGGUCCGUUCCAUUGAGCAUGUUCCCAUUGGCGCUGGUGACUCUCCCACUGUUGAUGUUGUGGUCGUGGAUUGUGGAGAAAUUCCUGAAGGGGGUGAUGAUGGCAUCUCCAAUUUCUUCAAAGACAGUGAUAUGUAUCCUGAUUGGCCUACUGACCUUGAUGAGAAGCCGAUUGAGAUUUCUUGGUGGAUAGAUGCUGUUGAGGCUGUUAAAACUUAUGGAAAUGAGCACUACAAGAAACAGGACUUUAAGAUGGCACUCAGAAAGUAUCGGAAGGCUUUGCGCUACUUGGAUGUUUGCUGGGAGAAAGAAGAGAUAGACGAGGAGAAGAGUUCUCAAUUGAGGAAGACAAAGUCACAGAUUUUUACAAAUAGUUCUGCAUGUAAGCUGAAAUUAGGAGAUUUGAAAGGGGCGUUGUUGGACACUGACUUUGCAAUGCGGGAAGGAGAGGGUAAUGCAAAGGCGUUGUUUCGCCAAGGUCAGGCCCACAUGGCACUUAAUGAUGUAGAUGCUGCAGUUGAAAGCUUCAAGAAGGCAUUAGAGUUAGAGCCAAAUGACGGGGGGAUUAAAAAGGAGCUUGCUGCUGUGAAGAAGAAGAUAGCUGAUAGACGCGAUCAGGAGAGAAAAGCCUAUUCCAGAAUGUUCCAAUAAGCAUCCGAGGAGCUCCUCUGGGCGUGCAGGCUGAUUAUUCGAAAGCAUUGAUGCAUCAAAAUCCUAAAUCUAUAUCCAUGGUCAACUGGUUCAGGCUUUUUCUGAGGCAGGCAUCAAUUAGCUUUAGCAGAGUCCAGGUUUUGCCGUUUUAGAAGGGCGAAGGAAGAAUUCCAGAUCCCACGAGCUCUAGAAAUAUACUCAGUAAUGCUUGAACUAACUUUUGUUCUGAACAUUUGUCAUUUUGAAAACCUUUUCUACAGACAGCUGAACAUGUAUUUUAUCAUCCGAAAACCCUCCUUAACUUACGAACAAGGAAAUUUCUUAUUUGAUGUAGAAUGGAUGGUUUCUUCUUCUUGGCUA
Messenger RNA from Magnolia sinica, 1698 nucleotides. RefSeq names its product peptidyl-prolyl cis-trans isomerase CYP40-like. NCBI's taxonomy places the organism in Eukaryota, Viridiplantae, Streptophyta, Magnoliopsida, Magnoliales, Magnoliaceae. Bases 232 to 1338 code for a protein of 368 amino acids. The record is from RefSeq and is a predicted model, not a curated record. Gene Ontology annotation, biological process: protein peptidyl-prolyl isomerization; protein folding. Gene Ontology annotation, molecular function: peptidyl-prolyl cis-trans isomerase activity; protein binding. The transcript has 10 exons.